AUGGCGCUCCUCGUUGACAAGCUGCGACCACGGUCGCUCGACGCACUCACAUAUCACCCCGAGCUUUCGGAUCGCCUACGGUCGUUGGCUCAGAGCGGAGAUUUCCCUCACCUUUUAGUAUACGGACCUUCCGGAGCAGGCAAGAAAACGCGCAUCAUUGCGACUUUGAAGGAACUGUACGGACCAGGCGUGGAGAAGAUCAAGAUCGACGCCCGAGUCUUCCAAACCACCAGCAACCGCAAGCUCGAAUUCAACAUCGUCUCCUCUGUUUAUCACAUGGAGAUCACCCCGGCCGACGUCGGGAACUAUGACCGAGUUGUCAUUCAGGAAUUGCUCAAGGAAGUCGCUCAGACGCAGCAGGUGGAUCUGUCAGCGAAGCAGCGAUUCAAAAUUGUCGUCAUCAACGAAGCCGACCAUCUCACGCGCGAUGCACAGGCCGCGCUGAGACGCACAAUGGAGAAAUAUAGUCCUAAUCUGCGUUUGAUCCUCCUCGCCAACAGCACGUCGAAUAUUAUCGCUCCUAUUCGAUCGCGAACUCUGCUGGUCAGGGUUGCUGCGCCUACGGAAAGAGAUAUUUGCUCGGCACUUCGCAUUGCCGCGAAGAGAGAGGGCUGGACUGAAGCCGACGGGUUGAACAAGCGGAUUGCAAAGGAGAGUGGUCGGAAUCUGCGUCGGGCACUGCUGAUGUUUGAAUCUAUCUAUGCGCAAAAAAAGUUACAGACACGAGCCCUAUCCCUCCCCCCCGACUGGGAAGCUCUCAUCCAAGUAACGGCGGAUGAUAUCCUUAAAGAUCGAUCACCUGCCAGCCUUUUGCAGGUUCGCACUCGCCUCUAUGAUCUUUUGACUCACUGCAUCCCCCCAACAACCGUACUCAAGACUUUGACUUUCAAGCUCGUGGCACGAGUGGACGACGCUCUUAAGCCCGAAGUGAUUAAAUGGUCUGCAUUCUACGAGCACCGAAUCAAGCUGGGAAGUAAAGUUAUUUUCCACCUCGAGGCCUUCGUUGCCAAGUUCAUGCGCAUCUACGAAACGUUUGUCACCUGA
Messenger RNA from Penicillium waksmanii, 1044 nucleotides. Its product is annotated as replication factor C subunit 5. Gene Ontology annotation, molecular function: DNA clamp loader activity; DNA binding; ATP hydrolysis activity. NCBI's taxonomy places the organism in Eukaryota, Fungi, Ascomycota, Eurotiomycetes, Eurotiales, Aspergillaceae. The transcript is spliced from 5 exons. Gene Ontology annotation, biological process: DNA repair; DNA-templated DNA replication. Gene Ontology annotation, cellular component: Rad17 RFC-like complex; DNA replication factor C complex; Elg1 RFC-like complex. The record is from RefSeq and is a predicted model, not a curated record. The coding region runs from base 1 to 1044 and encodes 347 amino acids.